This is a messenger RNA of Caenorhabditis remanei, 1704 nucleotides long. RefSeq lists its product as uncharacterized. The coding region runs from base 1 to 1704 and encodes 567 amino acids. Gene Ontology annotation, biological process: mitochondrial unfolded protein response; apoptotic mitochondrial changes; protein refolding. Gene Ontology annotation, molecular function: ATP binding; ATP-dependent protein folding chaperone; protein-folding chaperone binding. The transcript has 4 exons. Gene Ontology annotation, cellular component: mitochondrial matrix; mitochondrial inner membrane. NCBI's taxonomy places the organism in Eukaryota, Metazoa, Nematoda, Chromadorea, Rhabditida, Rhabditidae. The record is from RefSeq and is a predicted model, not a curated record.
AUGCUUCGCCUCGCCAGAAAGGGAGUUCAGACCGCCAUCGUCAGAUCGUACGCUAAGGAUGUGAAGUUCGGAGCCGAAGGACGUGCCGCCAUGCUCGUUGGAGUCAACCUUUUGGCCGAUGCCGUCUCUGUGACUAUGGGACCAAAGGGAAGAAACGUGAUCAUCGAGCAAUCAUGGGGAAGCCCAAAGAUCACCAAGGACGGAGUCACCGUCGCCAAGUCCAUCGAUCUCAAGGACAAGUACCAAAACUUGGGAGCUAAGCUUAUUCAAGACGUCGCCAACAAGGCUAACGAGGAGGCCGGAGACGGAACCACCUGUGCCACCGUCCUCGCUCGCGCAAUCGCUAAAGAGGGAUUCGAGAGCAUCCGUCAGGGAGGAAAUGCCGUUGAAAUCCGUCGUGGAGUGAUGAACGCUGUCGAUGUGGUGGUCGCUGAGCUCAAGAAGCUCUCCAAGCCAGUCACCACACCAGAAGAGAUCGCUCAAGUCGCCACAAUCUCCGCCAAUGGAGACACUGUUGUCGGAAAUCUCAUCUCUGACGCCAUGAAGAAGGUCGGAACCACCGGAGUCAUCACUGUCAAAGACGGAAAAACUUUGGUUGAUGAGCUCGAGCUUAUCGAGGGAAUGAAGUUCGACAGAGGAUACAUUUCCCCAUAUUUCAUUACCUCCGCUAAGGGAGCGAAGGUUGAGUACGAGAAGGCUCUUGUGUUGCUCAGCGAGAAGAAGAUCAGCCAGGUUCAAGAUAUUGUUCCAGCUCUCGAGCUCGCUAACAAACUCCGUCGUCCAUUGGUUAUCAUCGCUGAGGAUGUUGAUGGAGAGGCUUUGACCACUCUUGUUCUUAACAGACUCAAGGUCGGACUCCAAGUCGUCGCCGUCAAGGCCCCAGGAUUCGGAGAUAACCGCAAGAACACCCUCAAGGAUAUGGGAAUCGCCACUGGAGCUACCAUCUUCGGAGACGACUCCAAUCUCAUUAAGAUCGAGGAUAUCACUGCCAACGAUCUCGGAGAGGUUGACGAGGUCUCCAUCACCAAGGACGACACUCUCCUUCUUCGUGGACGUGGAGAAGCGGCCGAGAUUGAGAAGAGAAUCGAGCAUAUUACUGAUGAAAUUGAGCAAUCUACAUCUGAGUAUGAGAAGGAGAAACUCAACGAACGUCUCGCCAAGCUCUCCAAGGGAGUCGCUGUCUUGAAGAUCGGAGGAGCUUCUGAAGUUGAGGUUGGAGAGAAGAAGGACCGUGUCACCGAUGCUCUCUGUGCCACUCGUGCUGCUGUUGAGGAAGGAAUCGUUCCAGGAGGAGGAGUCGCUCUUCUUAGAUCCCUCGAAGCUCUCAAGUCAUACAAGGCUGCCAACGAAGACCAACAAAUCGGAGUCAACAUUGUGAAGAAGGCGCUCACUCAACCAAUCGCCACUAUUGUUAAGAACGCCGGACUUGAGCCAUCAUCCAUUAUUGAGGAUAUUAUUGGAAACAAGAGCUCCGCUUAUGGAUAUGAUGCUCUUAACUCCAAAUUCGUUGACAUGUUCGAGGCUGGAAUUAUUGAUCCAACCAAGGUUGUCCGAACUGCCCUUCAAGACGCCUCUGGAGUCGCUUCCCUUCUCGCCACCACCGAAUGCGUUGUGACUGAAAUUCCAAAGGAGGAGCCAGCUGGACCAGCCGGAGGAAUGGGUGGAAUGGGAGGAAUGGGCGGUAUGGGAGGAAUGGGAUUCUAA